CGAUAUUUGCAUCGACGGCAACUAGACUGUCCAAAUUAAACUACAUGAGUUCACCGUGAACAACUUUAAACCAACGCAUUAAAAAAUGUGGGUUCAGCCAUGUGUUUAGAGCAUGUUAUGCAAGCAACAGCAAAGGCCCCAGUGUUAUGGAAUUGAGCUUGGCUUUGAGAAUUUUUCUUUAACAACUAGAGCUCAUUUCCUAAACCCCCACAUGCAAACCAAACCAAGCACGCCGAUGCCCUAAGACAUGCGCUCUUUGAAAUCGACCUCUUUAACUUUUUCACCAAACCCUACUGCCCCAAUGGACUUUCAGAAUCGUGGUGGUAGAGGGAGAGGAGGAGGCUUCCGUGGUAGAUCAAGAGGUCGAGGAGGCUUCCGUGGCCAUUCUCACUCGCGAUUUCAAUCUGUAAGGCUGCCACUUUUUACAUUAUCAUCAGUGUGAUGUUCACAUUCGUAACCAAAAGUAAAACUUUUUCUUUCAUGUUAUUCACUCUUGUCGUAUCCAGAAUCCAGACCCAUAUCAUGCUCCUGCUGAGAACGAUCAAGAAGAUGACGGCAGUAUAGAGUAUCUAAAUCGAAAAUACGGAUCUCUGUAUUCUCCGAUG
Messenger RNA from Umbelopsis ramanniana AG, 605 nucleotides. RefSeq lists its product as uncharacterized. The record is from RefSeq and is a predicted model, not a curated record. NCBI's taxonomy places the organism in Eukaryota, Fungi, Mucoromycota, Umbelopsidomycetes, Umbelopsidales, Umbelopsidaceae. The transcript has a single exon. Bases 248 to 442 code for a protein of 64 amino acids.